This is a messenger RNA of Hemiscyllium ocellatum (epaulette shark), 3004 nucleotides long. It is a transcript of the gene tacc3, whose product is annotated as transforming, acidic coiled-coil containing protein 3. The transcript has 17 exons. Gene Ontology annotation, cellular component: cytoplasm. NCBI's taxonomy places the organism in Eukaryota, Metazoa, Chordata, Chondrichthyes, Orectolobiformes, Hemiscylliidae. Gene Ontology annotation, biological process: cerebral cortex development; cell population proliferation; mitotic spindle organization. The record is from RefSeq and is a predicted model, not a curated record. Bases 179 to 2875 code for a protein of 898 amino acids.
GACAAUUCGAGUUGGAGCCGCGGGAGCAGGCGGAGAGUAGGAGCUGGCCGCAGGUAAUACCUGUCUGUACCGUCAUUAUCAUCCAACACCUGGAGGGUGAAGGAGGCGGGAGGAAGGGACGAUCAUUUCUCGGGUGUGCGGCUUUUACUCCAGAUUGCCUUUGCUUUAGUUGAAAAGAAUGAAUUUGGGUGAAAGCAUUGCAAUAAUGAAUGAACAAUGUGAGCCAUUAACGCUUGAGGCUACAGGGAAGCCGUCAAUUCUUCGAAUGUCUCAGAAGGAGAACUUCCCUCCCAAAGGGUCAAUGAAACUAUCAAAGGUAUCUUUUCAGACUCCUAUAAGAGAUCCUGUUACACGCAAAGUUCUCAGUGCACAUCUGACUAAUAGAUGUGAUGCUAAUUCAUUUGAGGCUGGAAUAAGUAAGAAGAACACUGAGAAUCGAGGAAAUCCUGAUGUGACUGAGACAAAAGGACGCACAAAUUGUGGAGGUGCAUCUGACUCUCCAGAGUCUGAUCUGCAAGCGGAAAACACAAACACUAAACAGUCAACUGCUGAUAUUGACCUUGGCAAUGAAGAGCAUACUUCAUCCAAAGGAACCUACACUCUUGAUUUUGAUAUGCUUGAUGUGAUCAACCCUUUUAUUGGUGUGUCAAAAAUCCUGAACUCCCCAGCAAAGAAAUUGACUGGCACAGAGCCAGUUAAUCUGGAACAACAUGCUAACAUUUCUUCAACUAAUGAUCAGACUGUGCCUAACAACAUUGAACAGCUGUCAAAAGCCACUCUCUGCAACAGCAAUGCCAACAAUGGUAGAAAUGAAUCAGCAGAUACCCCUUUGCAGGUGGAAAGUCAAAGUAACAGCACGGAACAGGAUUACGGAAUGCUCAUGUCACAGACCUUGUGUAACUUUGAGGAGGAUGGUCUUGAGAAGAUCAGUCCUAGCAUAAGUCAGCAAAAAGUACAAGUUUCACAACUUCCCUUAAAAGAGUCUCUCAAUCUUGAUCAUAAUACUGAUUCUAUGACCCCAUUCCAAGUGGCAGAUCCAGGUCUACCAUUUGAGCAGAAUCAGCCUUCUCUACUUGGAGAAGAUGUUGACCUGGUGCAACCAGUGCAAUUGGAGGUUGAAGGCCAGGAACUGCCACCAAAAAAGUUGGGUGAGAGAAUAGGUCUAGCUCAAAAUAAAAGGGUUUGCAGCAAAUCUGAGAAGCAGUCUAAGGAAGCUACAAAGCUGGAUGAGAAAAAUGAUCCUGAUGAUGCCUUUGUCCCAAAGAUGGAGUAUAACAUUGAAUGGGAUAAAUUGGAUGACCCAAAUUUUAAUCCCUUUGGUGGAGGUUUUAAAAUUGUUAAUUCUCCCAGUCUGACUAAAGCACCAGUAGCUCAUUCUGAUUUACCUUGUGAAAAAAAUCCAGUUCAAAAUUUUGAGUCGACUGCAAAGGAAAUGAGUGAGGUUCUGAGGCACAGUGAAAGUUCUCAAAGUUCAGCUGAGCUACCAGUAGACAAAUCUGAUGGACUAUCUGUAACAGAUGAUACAAUAGAAAAUGUGGAGCCACUUGGAAAAGAAAUGGAAGUGGCACAGAAGCCAAUAAGCUUUGCUCAGACAAUCAACAGUAAUGAAGCUACUACUCAGCCACUCAAGCAAUCAUCCAAAAAAAACACUUGUAAAGUUAAACCAAUGAUGGAAGUCUCUGCAAUUCCCUGUGAACAGGAUCCCAUCUCUUCACCUGAAGUUGAAAAUAUUGAGAUGAGGCUGCCACUCAAUUUUGAGCGAAUAAUUGCUGAUGGCAGAGUACCAUCAACAAUGACUGAUGCAGAAAUACUGGAUGGUAUUGACUUCGGCUUCUCUGUGCCAGGAUCCUCCACAUUCCGUAAUGUUAUUGAAAGUGAAACUGAAGAAUUCAGGCCUGCUGACCAAAUUCCAGCUUUUAAUGAUCCUAUAGAAAUUGAUUACCUGGAGCAGUUUGGCCACUCUUCAUUCCACGCCUCUGCUUUAAGAAAACAAUCUCUCUACCUAAAGUUUGAUCCUCUUUUAAGAGAGAGCCCUGUUCGGCACAUUGAGUCCAUUCCUGUUUUGGCUAAUGGAACGACUAAUGGUUCAAGCAUUGUGAAUCCUGAAACCAGACCUGGUCGUCAUACUGAAAAUUCAGAAGAAAUGGUUGAUAUUAAUGCUUUGGUCCCUGUGCCAUCCUCUGUCAAUCCAGUAUCUGAUUUCCCAUCAGUUACUCAUCCCACUGAGGAUGCCAUUAUUGAAGUGCUCAAGUACAGCCAAAAAGACAUGGAUGCUGCAAUUCUGGCGGUAAAGGAAGAGGUUAGUCAUCAAGAAGCCAUGACUUUAGAAUGGAAACAGAAAUUUGAGGAAAGCUUUGCACAAUGUGCAGAAAUGAAAAAAAUUGUAAAUGAAUAUUCUGAGGUGACCUUUCAAAUGAUGGAGGAAUCUGGCAAGAAAAGUGAAUUGGCCAAGGCAGAAAUGGAAAAACUAACAGAAGAAAAGCUGCAAGCCUUGAAAGAACUAAACUCAGUUGAAAACUCAUUUUCUGAGUUGUUUAAGCGAUUUGAAAAACAAAAGGAAGCAAUUGAGGGUUACAAAAAAAAUGAAGAAUCACUGAAGAAAUGUGCCCAGGAUUAUCUUGCAAGGAUUAAGAAGGAAGAGCAAAGAUACCAAGCUCUGAAAGCUCACGCUGAAGAAAAGUUGAAUCAAGCAAAUGAAGAGAUAGCACAAGUGCGUAACAAGUACAAGGCAGAGGUUGCUGCUCUCCAGGCCCAACUACGUAAAGAGCAAAUGAAAACAAAUUCUCUGGAGAGGAGCUUGGAAGAAAAGACUAAAGAAAAUGUGGAACUAUCUAAAAUUUGUGAUGAACUUAUUUCCAAGAUGGAGAAGAUCUGACUUCUUUCCUCAUCUAACUUGUAAAAUCUAAUGUAUUCUGUUCUGCUCCAUUUUUGAACUAAACUAUUUGUAUUUUUUAUGAUUGAAUAUAUUGUGUUUCUAGAAGCAAAUAAAGUUUAAUAUUAGCAA